This is a messenger RNA of Choloepus didactylus (southern two-toed sloth), 4987 nucleotides long. It is a transcript of the gene ZNF185, whose product is annotated as zinc finger protein 185 with LIM domain. Bases 601 to 2724 code for a protein of 707 amino acids. The transcript is spliced from 24 exons. Lineage: Eukaryota; Metazoa; Chordata; Mammalia; Pilosa; Megalonychidae. The record is from RefSeq and is a predicted model, not a curated record.
GCCGAGCCCAGUCGCGCCUCCUCGCCGCCCUGCGCGCUCCCCGCCGCGCCCCGCGCCCCCGCUGCCCCCGCGCUCCAACGCCCCCCGGCCUGGCCCGGAAGGGCGCUGCCCACCCGAGGGAGCCCGCGCCCCUGCAGCCCCUGCGCCCGCCGCCCCACGAGCCGGGCACCUGUGCCAGGUAGGGCUGUCGAGUAGCCGUCGGACGCGGCCCGACGGGGAGACAGCGGGGGCGCCCGCCGGGGACCCCACGCCUGAGGCCGAGCUCGUACCCAGCCGGCUCCCCGCCACCCUCCUGAGAUCCAGGAGUGCAGAGACUCGGAACCGUUCUCAGUCGCAGGAAGCUGGACGCCUGCUGCCUCCUUCUCCACUCGAGCCCCCGCAGUUGACCUGUCCCUUUAGUCUGGACCUUGCUGGAAGCCAGCAGGGCCCCUGGGAAGUGGAGCAGCAGGACUGGCUGCUCCACUGUCCCAAACCCAGUAGGGCAGGGGCUGGCUGACGGGGGGUCCCGAAGCCGAGUGGUUCAAUGAGCGGCUGCAACCCCAACUCAGCCACCAGCCAGGAGCCCUGUCAAGUCAACCGCGAAAGGGCCACACAGCAGAUAUGAUGAGCCUCUCGGCCCUCGGAGGCAGCCACAAAGGGAAGGCGCUCUCGCCAGGCGAGGAGGAGCGCAACAACGUCCUCAAGCAGAUGAAAGUGCGCACCACGCUGAAGGGGGACAAGAGUUGGAUCACCAAGCAGGACGACUUGGAGGGCCGCACCAUAGAACUGCCCUCCAGCCGGAGCCGCGCCACCUCCUUUUCCUCAGCAGGGGAGGUCCAGAAGGCCAGGCCUCCGAACACCAGGGCUCCCGACGGCUACAUCAUCAGGGGAGUGUUCACCAAGCCCAUACACAGCUCAUCCCAGUCCCAGCAGCACUUUCCCAAGGCCAAUGGCGCUCCAAAGAGUGCCGGCAGUCUGGUGAGAGCAGCUAGUGCCAGUGCUCCCCGGCCCUCUUCCUCUGGCUACAAGAUGACCACUGAGGAUUACAAGAAGCUGGCCCCCUACAAUGUCAGGCGCAGCUCAUCCUUGGGGGCUGUGGAGGAGGAGGAGGCACCCUUCUCUUCUGACGAGCAGAAAAAGAGGUCGGAGGCUGCGAGCAGCGUGGUGAGGAAGACGGCACCCCGGGAGCACUCCUACGUUCUGUCAGCGGCCAAGAAAAGCGCCGGCAGCCCCACCCAGGAGACGCAGGCCCUGUUUAUCGUGAAGUGCAAGCUCCAGAGUGGCCAAGGAGGACACCAGCGCCCUGGAGACUGGCCAUGCAUCUCUUCUCUUCUCACCCAAAGGGUUGAGGUUGUGGAUGAAGACGGACCUUCUGAGCAGAGCUGGGACCCACCUGCUCUGGCAAGAUCCCCUGCUGGCCUCAGAAGGUACUCACGCACUCCUGUCUGCCCAGGGCCGCCAGCCAGGCCACCUCCUUGCUGGGCCUCAGGGGGGAGAAGUGAGGAGAUCGUCUGCCUGCAGAUCACGACACCCAGGGCAGACCUCCACCUGGUGGCUCCGGACCUGGAAGGAAGGAGGUCUCCCCCAGGCCUCAAAGACCAGGAGGCCCCCAGCUCCAGGGAGCCCCAGAGAGACGUGGCUGGUGAGGCGGCCUUCAAGGCCCCUGAUUCCGACUCCAAAAGGUCGAGCACAUGGUUGGGCGAUGCCACCCUGGCAUCCAGGGCCCCGAGUUCCCCACCUGCAGCCUUGGCCGGAGCAGACAUCGACUCGGCGCGAGGAGGCUCCAGCGCCACGUUGGCUCCUGCCGCCCCGGCUGACCUGAAGAGCAAAAGGCCACUGGACACGGAGGAUACUAAGGCCGACCCGCAGGGCGCCUUCUCUGGUGAUGGAGAAAAGAAGUGGAUCCCCAAGGCCGGGGAGGCCUGGCAGGAGGGACCUGGAGCCCUGAGAGGUGGCCCAAGAGACCCAGCUGCACCCAGCCAGUCGCCUGCAGAUGCCAGCUCCCCAGGGGGCCCAAGCAGCCCCAGAGCACCCAAACCCAAGCAGCUCAUGGCACUGGAGAGUUGCUCCAGCAGCGCCUUCUCUGGUGAUGGAGAGAAGAAGUGGGUCCCCAAGGCCGGGGAGGCCUGGCGGGAGGGACCUGGAGCCCCGACAGGUGGCCCAAGAGACCCAGCCACGCCCAGCCAGCCGCCUGCGGAUGCCAUCUCCCCAGGGGGCCUGAGCAGCCCCAGAGCACCCAAACCCGAGCAGCCCGUGGCACUGGAGAGCUGCUCCAGCAGCGUGAGAAGCCCCUCGAGCUGCUCGGUCACCGUGAUGGUUUCCACUGCUGCCGAGGAGCCCCACGUUUAUAUUCCAGCCCCUCCGAGUGAACAGGACUCCAGCUCAGUCAACAAAGGGUUCCUCUUUGUGAAGGAGUACAUGAAUGCUAGUGAAGUAUCUUCCGGAAAGCCACCAUCUUCCUGCUACAGCAGCAUCAGUGGCAUCGAGGACUCAUUCAACAUGGAGAAGAAGCCUGCGUAUGAUGGCACUCUGGACUCUGAGAGAGUGACUGCGGGCAUCUGUACUUACUGCAGCCGUGAGAUACGGGACUGUCCAAAGAUUACCCUGGAACAUCUGGGCAUCUGCUGCCAUGAGUACUGCUUUAAGUGUGGGAUCUGCAGUAAACCCAUGGGGGACCUCCUGGACCAGAUCUUCCUUCACCGCGACACCGUCCACUGUGGGAAAUGCUACGAGAAGCUCUUCUAGGCCAAGAAGAAGCUGAUGACUCCCGGACAAGCUUGGCUGUUCCCAGCUGCCCCAAGUUGCUGGCUCCCCGCCCCUCACUUCUCCUUCCCCAUUGGACUUCUUCCUGCUUUUGCCCUUUUGAAUUGGCUGACACCCAGUAGUGUUGACGACGCUGUGAUAAUGACUUGGGUCUGUAGCCUUUUAUAGUUUACAGAGCACUUCCCAUCCAUGAUCUUAGUUCAGGCACCAUCAAAGAGGAUUGAGCAAGGAUCCCCUCUCGGCUUCCUGAUGAGUGUAGGCAGCCCCAGACCUCAGGCAUGGGUGGGAGUUUGGGGUUUCACGUGUCCUGACCCAGGGAGCCACCAAGAGUGACCGAGCACCUGCCACCUUCUGGCAGGGGCAGAAAGAGACUCCCCUGGGGCUUCUGAGGGCCGAGCUGAAGACUCUUGACGAUCCCUGACGGGUAAACAGCGGGCAUUGAAUGCUAAGGAUUGGCAUGGCUAAUGUUUAGCUUGUUUGCCAUACUAUUUGUUUUUAAUUUCCCAUAUGCUUUUUAAAAUAGUUGCUUUUGAUUGAGUUAUACAGCAGAUUCUAAUGACUUCCCCCCAGCUACCCUUCACUAUAUUUUGAGUUUUUCCAGGCGGAAACGUGGGCAUGUAUUGCACACUUUGCACAAUUGGAUUUAAGUUCUGCACUAUGUAAUCCUAGGAGGCUCCUGACCUAAGGGACAGCUGUGUCUGUUGGAAUCUUCACGGCUAGUAACACCUUUGCCCUCAGUUCCCGGCCCUCAAGCUUGACACAGAAAUCCUCUCAAGUGGGUCUGAGGGUGUAUAGACCCCAGCAGGAUUAAGAAGGGAGACGAGCAACUAAGCUUUCUUGGGCCUUGCUGCAAAACCAGGCAUUAGGAUAAAAUGAUAAUAAUUGACCCCAUAAGUAAUCCUGUGAAGAGGGUGUUCCUGUCUCCAUUUUCACAGGUGAGGAGACGGAGGCUCAGGGAGGUGGCCAUUGCAUUGCCCUGUGCAGAACCACUGCCAUCCCUCCUCGGAGCCCACGCCCUCUCCAGUCACACAACCACAGUAGCGAGUGUUCAGUUAGUGCAUGGUAUGUGCUGGGCACUGUGUGCAGGUUACCUGAUCCCUAUCAGGUAAUGGCCCCCUGCCCCAGUCCCUCCCCAAGGCAUCCUGGACCUGCCAGUGAGUACGGCCAGGGCCAUAGUGCCCAUCAAAUGCCCCAGAACUGACCUUCCAUAGGAGGAGCUUAUCAAUCCAGGGAAAGCCCCCGUGGGCCCACAGACCUGAGCAGAGGGCUCUCUGUGACCUCCCUUUUCCAGUCCAGGCUCUGUCCCAAAGUACUGGUGACCAACAGAGUCCGAAGGCAGGAACUCCUUGGCUGGCUGGGCAAGGGCAGGCCCUUUCACACAGUCAGCUGGGGCCCAGCGUUGCUUUGUCAGCUCUUUAGGGGGACCAUUAGUUUCUCUGAUGACCAGUGAGGGCCUUUCCUUGAUUUAAUUGUAAAAUACCUCUCUGUCUCUCUCUGGUUUCUGAGCCCUGUGCACACUGGCUUGUGGACUUCUUCCCAUUUAUCUGUAUAGUCCUCCCCGGACUGAGGCUGAACCCUCAAGCCUCACCUAGCAUGUGCAGAGGGGGUGUGCGAAGGGCCUUUGGGAGUCAGGUGCCAGGCCUGGGACCUUGUGCGGGCCCAGCUGAUGGAAGUAGGCUCAGGAGGCCUGAGGGAGGCUGACUUCCCUCCUUUAAGGUACACCUUGCUUUUGAGGGGCUUUUAAAACCAAUAUGCAAGACGUUGAAAGACAGCUUGCAGGGUCAACAUCGAUUUUGAUCCAGGACAAUCUCCUUAAUGUCUAAAAAGGCACAGAAUUCUGCAGGCCCAAGGAAGAAGGCAGUUGCGUUACAUUUUUGCUUCUUUUUCCUUGUCUAGUGUUUUCUAAUCCUACUUGCUUAGCCCAUGUUAACAUAUGCAAUUCUAAUAAAUGUUAAGAUAUUACAUGCAUGUUCCCUUUUUAAGCAUAAUAAUUCUGUGGGUUGGGAUGUGAGAUUUCUUUUCUCCUAUUACCUCUAGCCAUUCUCUCUUCAAAAGGAAAGAAAAGCUUUAAGAAGUAUCAAAUCAAAAAAGAAGAAAGGGCAAGAUCUAGAAACUGGGCAAUGUACACUGAGUGUGGAAUGCCAGACAAUUCUUUUUUUCUUUAAUUUUAGUAAUAUAUAUUUUCUAUAACUUGAUCUAUGCAAAAUGUCAUCAAUUUAACGUGUAACAGAUUUUAAAAUACUGA